AUGUCGACCCCCAAUUCAACCCUGCGACAGCGGGGCCCAAAAGAGAAGAAUAAGCCCGUAGUCAGCGGGGACAAGGAUGACGAGGCUUUGAAUGAGGCACUGAGCAACGUGCAGAAGAGUGUGUCCAAAGAAUGGGACUAUAAGCUGGCCUUGGGGGUCAUCACCGCCCUCGCAUUCGCAACGCGAUUCUUUGGGAUCAGCCAUCCAAAUGAAGUCGUGUUUGACGAGGUGCACUUUGGAAAGUUUGCAUCCUACUAUUUGCAGCGCACUUAUUUCUUCGACGUUCACCCUCCCUUUGGAAAGCUCCUCUUUGCCCUCGUAGGCUGGCUCGUUGGAUAUGAUGGCCAUUUUCUGUUUGACAACAUUGGCGAAUCCUACAUCACCAACAACGUUCCAUACCUUGCCUUCAGAGGGCUCCCGGCGUUUCUCGGAGCCCUUACCGUGGUGGUUGUCUACUUGAUCAUGUGGGAAUCGGGGUACUCGCUCCCGGCGUGCAUUUUGGCUGCCGGACUGGUUCUUUUCGACAAUUCACACGUGGGACAAACCCGACUGAUUCUGCUGGACGCCACGCUGGUGUUCUUCGUCUCGCUCAGCAUUUAUUGCUACAUCCGCUUCUACAAGCAACGACACGACCCCUUUGGCAGGAAGUGGUGGAAGUGGCUUCUGUUGUGCGGCUUCUGCAUGAGUUGUGUCAUUUCCACCAAAUACGUUGGUGCUUUUACCUUCUUCACCAUCGGAUGUGCGGUCCUCAUCGACCUGUGGGAUCUACUGGACAUUAACCGGAAAGAAGGCGCUUUGGAUCUUUUCACCUUCGGCAAGCACUUCGUGGCUCGGGCGCUGGGUUUGAUUAUAAUACCUUUCUUCUUCUACCUGUUCUGGUUCCAGGUCCAUUUCGCCAUUUUGACCCGAUCCGGCCCAGGCGACGACUUCAUGACCCCGGAAUUCCAGGAGACUCUCAGCGACAACCUGAUGCAUCAAGCGUCUAUUGACAUUCAAUAUUAUGACUACAUCACUCUACGCCACAAGGACACUAGGGUAUAUCUACACAGUCACCCGGAUCGAUACCCCCUGAGAUACGAUGACGGCCGUAUUUCUAGUCAAGGCCAGCAAGUCACGGGCUAUCCCUUCAACGACACCAACAACGAGUGGCAAAUCCUGCCCAACGCUCAUCACCCUGAUCCCCCCAUGGCCGGAAAACCAGUCUUGAAUGGCGACAUCGUCAAGCUCCGACAUGUUGUGACAAAUACCAUGCUUCUGACCCACGACGUGGCAUCCCCCUAUUUCCCUACGAACCAAGAAUUCACCACUGUGCCCCUCGAGGUUGCGGCCGGAGACCGCCACAACGACACGUUGUUCGAAAUCCGUAUGGAACAAGGCAAAAAGGGCUCACCAUUCAAGACCAUGUCGGGCCAAUUCAAACUGAUUCAUUACCCGACAAAAGUCGCCAUGUGGACGCACACAACCCCCCUCCCAGAUUGGGCCUUCAAACAGGCAGAAAUCAACGGAAAUAAAAACGCACAGCAAUCGUCGAACAUUUGGUAUGUGGACGAUAUCCCAAGCCUUCCCGAAGAUUCACCACGCCGUGUAAGGGAAGUAAAGAAAACCAAGUCCUUGCCGUUCUACAGAAAAUACAUUGAACUGCAGCGCGCAAUGUUUUAUCACAACAACGCGCUAACGGCUUCUCACCCAUACGCAACCCAACCCUACCAAUGGCCGUUUUUGUUGAGAGGAGUCAGUUUCUGGACGCAAGAUUCCACAAAGCAGCAGAUCUACUUCCUGGGAAAUCCCAUUGGAUAUUGGAUCGCGAGUGCGCUGUUGGCUGUCUUUGCUGGCAUCUUGGGCGCGGAUCAGUUGAGUCUGAGGAGAGGGAUUGAUGCACUCGAUCGUCGUACCCGCUCCCGCCUUUAUAACUCGACAGGCUUCUUCUUCCUCUGCUGGGCCGCCCACUAUUUCCCCUUCUACCUGAUGGGUCGUCAACUGUUCCUACACCACUAUCUGCCUGCCCACCUCGCCUCAUGUCUUGUCACUGGCGCCCUCAUCGAAUUCAUUUUCAACGUCGACCCUGCUAUCGACGACGACACCCAUCACGCCCCACAACAGAAGAAAGACAAAGUCACCGGCAAAAUCCCGGAAAAGGCCAGGAAACAUUUCCAGACCGCUGCCGAGAGACUCAAGGGCCAGAGCAUGCUGGGCACCUGGGCCGCCACCAUCGUGAUUCUCGCCGCGGUCCUGUACGGCUUUUACUUCUUCUUCCCCUUGACGUACGGCUGGCCCGGCUUGACUCCCGCACAAGUGAAUGCGCGCAAGUGGCUCGGGUACGAUUUGCAUUUCGCCAAAUGA
This is a messenger RNA of Cladophialophora psammophila CBS 110553, 2340 nucleotides long. RefSeq names its product dolichyl-phosphate-mannose-protein mannosyltransferase. NCBI's taxonomy places the organism in Eukaryota, Fungi, Ascomycota, Eurotiomycetes, Chaetothyriales, Herpotrichiellaceae. Gene Ontology annotation, molecular function: dolichyl-phosphate-mannose-protein mannosyltransferase activity. Gene Ontology annotation, biological process: protein O-linked glycosylation via mannose. The coding region runs from base 1 to 2340 and encodes 779 amino acids. The transcript is spliced from 3 exons. Gene Ontology annotation, cellular component: endoplasmic reticulum; membrane. The record is from RefSeq and is a predicted model, not a curated record.